CUCACUCGAAUCAUAGCGAGCUGGCAGCCAGGGGUGGUUACAUGCGUCUUUUAGCAAGCGAGCGAACAGCACCUUCUGCGUCCGCUCCGUGAGCUCUGGAAGAGGCGAGGACAUCCGCGGGAGUCGUCUUCUAACCGAAGGUAGCCACCGCGUCGGCCGGCCAACCGCAGCGACCCCGAGAACACACACAGAAAUGGACGAAAAGGCGUUCACGAAAGAAAUCGAUCAGUGGAUCGAGCAGCUCAACGAAUGUAAGCAGCUGUCGGAGGGACAAGUGAAAACACUGUGUGAAAAGGCGAAGGAGAUCCUGACCAAGGAGUCAAACGUUCAGGAGGUGAGAUGUCCGGUGACGGUGUGCGGCGAUGUGCACGGCCAGUUCCACGACCUCAUGGAGCUGUUCAAGAUCGGAGGGAAAUCUCCAGACACAAACUAUUUGUUCAUGGGAGACUACGUAGACAGAGGGUACUACUCCGUAGAAACUGUCACUUUACUAGUAGCACUUAAGGUACGCUAUCGGGAGCGCAUCACAAUUCUCAGAGGCAACCAUGAGAGCAGACAGAUCACACAAGUGUACGGCUUCUAUGACGAGUGCCUAAGGAAAUAUGGUAACGCCAACGUUUGGAAGUACUUCACAGACCUGUUCGAUUAUCUCCCCCUCACUGCCUUGGUAGACUCUCAGAUUUUCUGCCUUCAUGGAGGCCUGUCACCGUCAAUAGAUACUUUGGAUCACAUCAGAGCACUGGACCGUUUACAGGAAGUGCCACAUGAGGGUCCCAUGUGUGACCUGCUGUGGUCAGACCCUGAUGACCGCGGCGGCUGGGGCAUCUCCCCUCGAGGAGCUGGCUACACUUUCGGCCAGGACAUCUCUGAGACGUUCAACCACGCCAACCGCCUCACACUGGUGUCCCGUGCCCACCAGCUGGUCAUGGAGGGUUACAACUGGUGCCAUGAGAGGAAUGUGGUGACAAUAUUUAGUGCUCCCAACUACUGCUACCGCUGUGGCAACCAGGCAGCUAUCAUGGAACUAGACGACACCCUUAAAUACUCAUUCUUGCAGUUCGAUCCGGCGCCUCGCAGAGGGGAGCCUCACGUCACUCGCCGCACCCCAGAUUACUUCCUGUAAAGUCUGAUCUUUGACCCUUGUCCAGUCAGGUCCAGCAUUGCCAUGAUAUAUGACCUUCAAUCGAUAACAACAUGAAUGAAGAAGAGGAGGGUGAGAGACGUGGGUGGCUACACAGCAGUGCACAUUGUAUAUCCACACAAAGACCUAUUUAAGCAUUUAGCGAAAACCAUGUCUGUGUGUCUGUGAAUGGACCAAAAGGUGUGUGCCAUAAUCAUUACAAUAUUCAUUGCUGAGGACUUGUACUGAAACUCUCCCCCACUAUGUAAAGCAACAGUGAUGUUUAAAUUCCUCAUCCUGCACCUGUGUAGCUCGACCGAUGGCAGCGAGGUCCAAGACAAAAAAUUGCUCCUUUGAAUGCGGCUGUUUGAACCCCACAUGCCAUGGCUUAUAUUUAGGAGAUCUGAAUAUGAUCUGUUUGCACUUUUGUAAAUCUAAAGAAAUGUAACAUAUAUCAAAAGAAGGAAAUUAUUUCACACUACAUCUGUUUUUUGAUUUUGUUUUUGAUUUUUGUAAAAUUACAAAUAAAGCCCCCAUCAGGCAAAUUUUACACAAGGUUUCUUUGUCCUGUGUAGCUUUUAAGGAAAGCCCUUCUUACGCCGUCACCCAGCUUGGUGUAUAUGAUAGACAGAUGACGGAGUGUUCAUCCACAUCAACUCACUGACUCCCUCUGACUACAGAGUCUGUAUUAACCAAACCAUUUGAAUAAUAAAGAUGAUGGCGGCUCCUU
This is a messenger RNA of Chelmon rostratus (copperband butterflyfish), 1850 nucleotides long. RefSeq names its product protein phosphatase 2 catalytic subunit alpha b (gene ppp2cab). Gene Ontology annotation, cellular component: cytosol. Gene Ontology annotation, molecular function: protein serine/threonine phosphatase activity. The record is from RefSeq and is a predicted model, not a curated record. NCBI's taxonomy places the organism in Eukaryota, Metazoa, Chordata, Actinopteri, Chaetodontiformes, Chaetodontidae. The transcript is spliced from 7 exons. Bases 194 to 1123 code for a protein of 309 amino acids. Gene Ontology annotation, biological process: peptidyl-serine dephosphorylation; mitotic cell cycle.